GAUCUGAGAACUCUUCUCAGCGAACGAGGCUCGUGAUUCGCAGGUCACAGCUGACGACGUACCUACGAGUUCAGUUCCAACAAAGCUCUCCUUCGACCACUGUUUAAUUAGGCCAGCUUUCAUCUCGAUUCUCUUUGAGAAGAAUCAUCAUCCGAGUAACUCUCAGUACAAUGAAAUCCACUCCUUCUUCAGCUUCCAAGAAGCGCGCUGCUAGUGAGAUCAACAGCAACAACAAUGGCGCCAAAAGGAAGACAAAAAGAGAAUCUUUCAUGCAACUGCUAGGUACUGAAAUAGUAGACAUCUACGUCGGCAACGACUCCUCGAAGAAGCACUUCCAAAUCCACAAAGCAAUUCUCUGCUCCAAACUCCCGUUCUUCGACAGCAUGUUCAACAGCGGUUUCAAAGAAGGAAUCAACAACAGCGCAAACCUCCCAGAAGACGACCCAGACGCCUUCGACGUCCUACUUGAAUGGAUCUAUACCGGCUCACUACCCAAGUUUCGCUGGGUCAAACAGCCGGGCCAACCUGCGGUGGGUAACUACCGACAUACGUGCUUACUUACCUUGGUUGAUAAACUGUGUUUGGAUGAGUUGAAGGAUCAGAUUGCUAGUGAUAUCAUCGAUGCGUCUGUGGAGGAGAAUAGCCUGCCUUCGUUUCAUCAUCUAAGCUACAUGAUCAACCACUUGUCUGAGACGUCGGCGUUUCGAGAGUACUAUGUCCUUGCCUUGCUGUUCAUUGUGCAUGGACUUCCGAGAACGGAUGAGAAUCUCGCUCUGUGGCCUACGGAAGGGUUUAGUGAGCUCUUGGCUGGGCAUGCGAAUGUUGCGACCGCUUACUUUAAGGCUGUGAGGAGUUUGCCGAUUGGCAGUGUUGCGGAGGAUCCGAGAAAGAUGCCACGAUGCAAAUUUCAUGAACAUGGGCAAGAUGAGGAGUGUUCGGUCGGGAAGAAAAGUUAGUAAAAAGGGCGCUUGUUACAUGGAGGUGAGAAGUUGUGGCGUUGGUUGGAAUGGACACAGCGCUGUCGAAAGGGAUAACGGAUACUUUUGCGAACGCUGACUAUAUCUGUGUACUUCUGCCAUACACCGACAAGCAUCUUCACUUGAAAGCUAAGCCUCGGUUCUGCCUUUCAUUUUCUGACGCCAUCAGGGUUAUGUUGGCAUUGAGAUACAUUCCCAACGGCCCAUCGAAAUGAUCGGGUAGCAUACGUAGCGGGAUGGGAUGGCUGAGAAAUCCUCUCUAUUAGCA
Molecule: messenger RNA, 1245 nt
Organism: Cadophora gregata
Lineage: Eukaryota; Fungi; Ascomycota; Leotiomycetes; Helotiales; Ploettnerulaceae
Exons: 3
Coding region: 171-956 (261 amino acids)
Molecular function (GO): protein binding
Source: RefSeq, a predicted model, not a curated record